UUACCAAUGGCAAUAAGUUGAGUCUUGAAAUUUGCAAACAAUUACGUACAACUUGUAUUAGCUUCAACUGAAGAAAAAAAAAAUGGAAGACCAAGUGAAACUGCUAGGAGCUUUUCCAAGUCCCUACAGUUAUAGGGUAAUUUGGGCUCUGAAACACAAGGGUAUCAAUUAUGAAUACAUAGAGGAAGAUCUUACGAACAAGAGCCAUGAUCUUUUGACAUACAAUCCUAUCUAUAAGAUGAUUCCUGUUCUUGUACAUGCUGGAAAACCAAUAGCAGAGUCAAUAGUCAUCCUUGAAUACAUCGAAGAGACAUGGCCUCAGAAUCCUUUGCUACCAAAGGAUCCUCAUGAAAGGGCUCAGGCUAGAUUCUGGAUCAAGUUCGGAGAAGAUAAGAGCCCCGAAUUUUUUGCAAUAUUUCACAAGAUAGGGGAGGAGCAAACCAAGGCAACUGAAAAAGCCAAGGAAAUGUUGAAAAUUAUAGAGAAGCAAGGUCUUGGAGAGAAGAAGUAUUUUGGUGGAGACACAGUUGGAUUAACUGACAUAGUCUUCGGCUGGAUAGCGUUAUGGCUGGAAGUCAUACAAGAAGCUGCUGAGGUAAAGGUCGUCGACUCACUUAGUUUUCCUCGUUUAGAUGCUUGGAUACAUAACUUUAAGCAAGUCCCUGUAAUCAAAGAAAAUACCCCAGAUCAGGAUGCAAUGCUAGCUUAUUUCAAACGUCGUAGAGAAAUGGUUGUAGCAGAUACAGCAGCGGCACAAGGUUGACGACAUAUUUUCCGGCUGUUGCUACAACGGGCCACACAAAUAAAGAUGAUUUAUGCAUUGUUUAUUCUAAAGCUAAGCUAAGCAUUAUGUUCCCUGUUUGAUCAAAUAUAAUCUUGAACAUUUCCUUGUUCUCUUUUGAGUCAAUAUUACAAUUUCCUAUGUUUAACUCAGUGCAGAUUGAAUUGUUA
This is a messenger RNA of Nicotiana attenuata, 951 nucleotides long. Its product is annotated as glutathione transferase GST 23-like. Gene Ontology annotation, molecular function: glutathione transferase activity. Bases 83 to 763 code for a protein of 226 amino acids. Lineage: Eukaryota; Viridiplantae; Streptophyta; Magnoliopsida; Solanales; Solanaceae. The record is from RefSeq and is a predicted model, not a curated record. The transcript has 2 exons. Gene Ontology annotation, cellular component: cytoplasm. Gene Ontology annotation, biological process: glutathione metabolic process.